AUCUACAAAUAUUGUUGAAAUAUGGCCGCGGUUGUCCUGAUCUGAAAUAUCAAUUCCACUGAUCCCUUUGCUUACAUGCAAUACUCUCCAAAAUGCCGAAAGAGUUAGGACCAUUACCUAAGGCGAUAAAAGAGGGAGAUGCUUUGAAGAAGAGGGUUGAAAAACUGGUGAAGGAAAGUAACAAGACCCUUGAUAACACCAAGCUGAAAGACAAGGAGGAAAAGCUGAGACAACUGUACAAGAACUGUUUUGACUUGAAACAAGAAGUAACUCCAUUGCUCAACACUGUAAAGGAGCUCAAAGAGGAAGACGAGCCAAGCAAAUUAAAGAACUAUGCUAACAAGAAAACAUUUGAAACAAAGCGCUUGGAAGUAUGGCAGACCCAACUGAGCGAGACGAUGACGAAGCUGCAGCCAGAUGAGAAUGAGGAACAGUAUCUCAAGAAGUUGCGUCGAGAGGCUGGGGAGGCGAGUGAGGAAGAUGAGGAGGAAGGUGAAGAAGAGGAAGUAGAGGAGGAGGAGGACGUGGAAGAAGAGGAGGACGAAGAAGAAGAGGAAGAAGAAGAGGAAGCUAAAGUCAAACCCACUGCCAAAAAAGAUAAACCCACUGCUGCCAAAACAAAAGUGGAUGAAGAUGAAGAUGAGGAUGAGGAUGAGGAAGUUGAAGAUGAGGAAGAAGAGGAGGAGGAGGAAGAAGAGGAGGACACAAAGCCAUCCCAACAAAAGAAAGCCAAGGUAGCCAAGAAAGCAGAAGAAGAAGAUGAAGAGGAAGAAGAAGAUGACGAGGAGGAGGAAGAUGAUGAAGAAGAUGAGGAUGAUGAUGAUGAGGACGAGGAUGAGGAUGGAGGAACAAAAGCAAAGAUUGAGACGACGCCCUCGAUGCGUCUGUUUGUUGCUGUGGACAGCUAUGGUGGCGAAGAGGAAGGAGAUCUAGGAUUCAAGAAGGGUGACAUCCUCACAGUAAUUGAGACAAGGGAUGAUGGAUGGUGGGUGGCCGAGAACAGCGAGGGGGAGAAAGGUCUUGUUCCCUCUACAUACCUACAGAUGCAUAACAAGUUCAAGUCUGUCCAGCAGGACGAUGAGGAAGAAGAGGAAGAUGAUGAUGAAGGUGAAGGUGGUGAUGACGAUGCUGCUGAUGGUGAGGAGAAACCCAGGUCAGCCAGAGCAAAGAAACUAUGGGGAAGCAUAAGAAAAGCAGUGAGUGAGACGACCGUGUCCGAUGUCCUUCACGCUAUGGGAGCUGUUCCAUCGGGGUUCAGACCAUCGACUUUGUCACGGCUCUUUAAUGAAGGGGAUACCUUCCGGCUGAAGAACUACCUGUCUCCGAAGCUGAGCGAAUCCAACCUCUCCUACAGGGAUCUCUUCUUCGAUCCACUCACGAACAAGAUUCGUCUUCGCAUCGCUCGUGUUGACAGAGUGGUGACAUUAGUGUCCUGUCAGCAGAUUCCGCCUCUAGGGUCAGGAAUAACCGUCCUGAGUCGCCAUGUGAGGAUGUGUCUGUUUGACGGCCACACGAUACUGAGCAACAUCCAUACAGUGAAGGUGUCCGCGGUGGACAAGGCACAGAGAACCUGGUCCUUCACUACCCGGGUAUCUGAUGCCAUGGAUCCCUUUUAUCAUGCGGAGACAUUUGUCCGCACUAACAACACAGUUAACAACCUGGGUAUACUGUUUGAGCUGUGUGUGUCUUAUGUCAGAACGAGUACUGAUGAGAAGGGAGAGGUCAGCUGUGGCUGGGCCCAUCUUCCUCUGUUGGACAAGACCGGCGCGGUCAUCACUAACAAGACGUAUGAGCUGCAGAUGAACGGAGGCACGCCGUACGAGAAGGGGGUGGAAGUGGACCCCAGUAUUAGCAGGAGAACAGCUGGCAGCAGUGCCCUGGUGUCCCUCAUCGGAGGAAACAAGCAGCCCCGCCUCCAAGUCCGGGUCGCUGUUCCAAAGAAUGACCAGAAACAGAAUCUCGAACAGCUGCCAGACACUCUGGUGGGGAACAUGGUCCUGGUGCCGUUCCACUGCUUCUUCCGGCAGCUUGUGGCCGACGCCCUCCUCCGAGACAGACUGGACUUAGAUUCUACUGAGUUGAUCCACAGCCCCACCCUCGCUACGUACCCCCGAGUCGCUGACCAACAUGACCUGAUGACAGUGUUACGGGAGGCGUGGGUGCUGAGACUGAAGACAGUGAAGAGAGUGGACCGAUUUAGUUGGUCAAACAACCACCUGAGGGACGAUGAGUUCAUGAAGGACACGUUUAAGAAGGUGUUCAUUGAGUCUGUGUACCCGCUUGUCAGCAUCGCCACCCUGCCCCACUAUGUCACAGGAGACACAGACACAGAAGAGGCCCGCAUUAUUGAGAUAGACAAGUUCCGGAGACAGAAGUUGGAGCGGAAGUCUGCCAUGGCCGCACUGCUCUCCUCCGACAUCAUCUUCACCCCCUUCAACCUCCAGGAGGUGGCCUUCAACGUCAUCGGACCCCACUGCCUCCCCAAAACCACACAUACGACAGCUGUAGAAGGCUGACCCAACUACCUACACUCUCUACCAGCAACUGCCAUGUGCCUCAUCACUUUCACAGCCACUCUUGCUCAGUGUGCCGCUCACAAUCAUCAACAAAUCCAGUAGGACUGGGACGGGUAACUCGGGUACUCAGGUCGGGUGGGUACUGAGUAGGACCCGGGUAGCUACCUGGACUUGUGGUUAGUGAUGUGAUAUAUUGUUUAGUGAGAAAAAUUCACUACUAUAACUCCAUGGUUACCAACAAAUCGCUAAUUCGGAUAUCUUUCUGACAAUAUCGUUUUAUGGUGUAUCUAAAUACUUUUUGCCAGGGGUCCGGGAACUAAUUCCUAAUCGAACAUUUUGUAACCAACUCUUGAGACCUACAGCGGGUUUCCGGGUUGGGUCGGGUAAUAGGGGUCGGGUACCCGGGUAGUAAAUUUGGGUCCAUUCCAGCCCUUAAAUCCAGUGUCAGUUACAUUUUUUAUCUAUGAGACUGAUUCGUUUGUGAUCAAGGAAGAGUCUCAUGAUUAUCAGUAGAGGGACAGAGUUCAACAUACUUUCCUGAUGCUAAAUCAAGCUCAUCAAGAAUAACAAACGUUUAUAGAUGCAUACCUGUUAGUGUUUCUCUUAAUAGGUCUUGACCGUAACGCGGAAGACUCGGGUUCGAUUCCCCACAUGGGUACAAUGUGUGAAGCCCAUUUCUUGUGUCCCACUCACUAACAGGUCUUGACUAGGUUAGCACGAAUAAUAAUAAUAAUAAUGUUGAUAAUGAUAAUGAUAAUAAUAAUAAAGUGUAUUUAUUAUGUGCUAUAUUCCACACACUAUCAUCAUUACCCUGGUCAGUGGAUCAGUGUGCUCUGAGCUCCCUGUGAGCACCAUCUCAUCCUACCGGGUACCCAUUUGCUGCUGGGUGAACACAGUGAUGGUUGUAUCACUGUUUGUAAAGAUAGUAAUGGUAAUACUCUUUAAAGAAAUAUUGGCACUUUUACUAUGGCUGAAGAAAAGUGGCUUUAAUGUCUCAUUCUGUCGUGUUAUUUUCCACUGAAGCUGUGAGGACAUUUUUACACUUGAGAAGGGCAGGUAACUCUCUAUAUACCGGGUAAUGCUAGCGGAAAGAUAUAAAGUUAUUGAAUGAAACAUAAGGCUUCUUUCUUUAUCCUUACAAGUAAAUAUAGAUUCAUCUAUCAAAUCAGAAUUCAGUUUUAGCAGCAAGGAACAUAUUCUUGUUUAGUUCACUGAUAUUACGUGUUUCUGUAUUUUAAAUAUUUUGUGAUAUGUAAAUAUAUUGUUGCUUCGUAUUGUCCAGACAUGUAGAUCCGUCCAGUGCAUCUUUGUUAUUUAUUUUAUGGAAAUAUGGACAAUAUAUAUGUAUAUAAUAAAGAUCAUCUUUGUA
Molecule: messenger RNA, 3885 nt
Organism: Haliotis rufescens (red abalone)
Lineage: Eukaryota; Metazoa; Mollusca; Gastropoda; Lepetellida; Haliotidae
Product: nephrocystin-1-like
Exons: 30
Coding region: 93-2516 (807 amino acids)
Biological process (GO): protein localization involved in establishment of planar polarity
Cellular component (GO): cilium; cytoplasm
Molecular function (GO): protein binding
Source: RefSeq, a predicted model, not a curated record